Messenger RNA from Lathyrus oleraceus (garden pea), 693 nucleotides. RefSeq lists its product as uncharacterized. Gene Ontology annotation, cellular component: nucleus. Bases 1 to 642 code for a protein of 213 amino acids. The transcript has 2 exons. The record is from RefSeq and is a predicted model, not a curated record. NCBI's taxonomy places the organism in Eukaryota, Viridiplantae, Streptophyta, Magnoliopsida, Fabales, Fabaceae.
AUGCUUGCUCUUCUUUUUCCUGUUGCUUCCCUUCAUUCGUACACAUACUCAUUCAUAUUUUUAUUACUUCAUUCAUUUUUGCCACAUCCAUUCACUCAACUUAUUACCAAGAAUUAUCAUCAGAGGAAUCUUCCUACUUUUGUCAUCAAUGAGGUUAAGGACAAGCUUUCUGCCGUGUUUGGUUAUGAAAUGAGAUUGCUUUCAAGGUCUAUCCCAUCAUCUAAAGCCCAGACAUGUGCUUCACAAAGUGGUGCGGAUGCAAAAUCAUAUAUUCUCAUUAGCCAACUUCCCUCUGAUUUAUAUGAAAAACAUGUUGUGGAUGCGAAUACAGCAUACGUGUCUGGUUUCACGUUUGUCAUAAUUAGUAUUGUACAUCUUGCUGGCGGCAAAAUUCCAGAAGAAAGUCUGUGGAGCCAGUUAAAUAGGAUGAGUUUGAAUGACAAUGAAGCAAAUCAUCCUGUUCUUGGAAACAUUAAGCAAGCCUUGGAACUUCUUGUUCAGCAAAGGUAUUUACAGAAGGACAAAGUUCAUGGUCCUGACGGCAAUACCAUAUAUUAUGAGCUUGCCGAGAGAGCUUUAGAUGGACCCAUCAACAACAAGGUCAAGGAAUAUAUAUCUCAGAUUAUGAGGGAAACUUCCUAAUAAGUUACCAGCUUUUCAGCAUAUCAGUUGUGAUAUAAUUAUGCCUACAAA